GUCACUAUUUGGCCCCUUUUUCUCUCUCUAGGGUUUUCAUUUCGUUUGAAAUUUGAAAAUUUCGCAGGCGCAUAGCUGACGGUCCGACGGAGUCUCUCGCUCUCUCUGUCGUUAUCUAUGUCUCUUGCUCCUCGGAAUCGGAAUUUCUAGGGCUUUUGUUGUUGAACUCAUCCCGAGUUCAUGAAGGAUUCACAGCGAAUAGCCAUGAAUAUGCGCCGAGGCUCGAAGGUUUGGGUGGAGGAUAAGGAUUUGGCUUGGGUCGCUGCUGAGAUUGUUGGUUCUUCCGACAAGAAAGUCCAAGUUGAAAUUGCUUCAGGGAAGAAGGUUUCGGUGUCUCCGGAAAAGCUGUUCCCGAGGGAUGCCGAUGAUGAAGAGCAUAAUGGAGUCGAUGAUAUGACCAAGCUGACGUACUUGCACGAGCCUGGUGUGCUUUAUACUCUUCAGAAGAGAUAUGCUCUUAAUGAUAUAUAUACAUAUACUGGAAGCAUUUUGAUAGCUGUUAAUCCAUUUAAGAAGCUCCCGCAUCUUUACAAUGUACACAUGAUGGAGCAGUAUAAGGGAGCGCCAUUCGGGGAGCUUAGUCCUCAUGUUUUUGCAGUUGCUGAUGUUGCAUACAGAGCGAUGAUUGAUGAUGGUAGAAGCCAGUCUAUACUCGUUAGUGGAGAAAGUGGUGCUGGGAAAACUGAGACAACGAAACUAAUCAUGCAGUAUCUUACAUUUGUUGGGGGACGUGCUGCGGAAGAUGACCAGACAGUUGAGCAGCAAGUUCUUGAAUCGAAUCCUCUCUUGGAAGCAUUUGGCAACGCAAAAACAGUUAGAAAUGAUAAUUCAAGCCGUUUUGGAAAGUUUGUUGAGAUUCAGUUCGAUGCAAAUGGUAGAAUAUCUGGUGCUGCAAUCAGAACUUAUCUUCUGGAGAGAUCACGUGUAGUCCAGAUAACAGACCCUGAAAGAAACUAUCAUUGUUUCUAUCAGUUGUGCGCUUCUGGGAAUGAUGCAGAAAAAUAUAACUUACAAAAUCCUCGUCAGUUUCAUUAUCUAAAUCAAAGCAAGACUUUUGAACUAGAGGGAGUAAGUAAUGCAGAGGAGUACGUGAAGACAAGGAGGGCCAUGGAUAUUGUAGGCAUGAGCGACGAAGAGCAGGAAGCUAUAUUUCGCACUUUGGCUGCGAUUCUGCAUCUUGGAAAUGUUAAGUUCUCCCCUGGAAAGGAGCAUGACUCUUCAGCCAUAAAGGAUCAGGAAUCUAGCUUUCAUCUCCAGAUGGCUGCAGAUCUUUUCAAGUGUGAUGUGAAUCUUCUACUGGCUUCUCUCUGCACUCGUACGAUUCUGACCCGUGAAGGCAUCAUUGUGAAAGCUCUUGACUGUAAUGCUGCUGUUGCCAGCCGGGAUGUUCUUGCGAAGACUGUUUAUGCUCGUCUAUUCGACUGGCUGGUGGAUAAAAUUAAUAGAUCUGUGGGUCAAGAUCCGGAUUCUCGUAUUCGAAUAGGAGUUUUGGAUAUUUAUGGCUUUGAAUGCUUUAAGAAUAACAGUUUUGAACAAUUUUGCAUCAAUUUCGCGAAUGAAAAGCUUCAACAGCAUUUCAAUGAGCAUGUGUUCAAGAUGGAGCAGGAUGAGUACAGAAAAGAAGAAAUUAAUUGGAGUUAUAUCGAGUUUAUUGACAACCAAGAUGUUCUGGACCUCAUCGAGAAGAAACCUAUUGGGGUAAUUGCACUCUUGGAUGAAGCUUGCAUGUUCCCGAGGUCGACUCAUGAAUCAUUUUCGAUGAAGCUGUUCCAGAACUUUAGAUCUCAUACAAGGUUGGAGAAAACAAAAUUCUCGGAGACAGAUUUUACUCUCUCUCACUAUGCUGGCAAGGUUACUUAUCAAACGGAUACAUUUUUGGAUAAAAACCGUGAUUAUGCAAUUGUAGAGCAUUGUAAUCUGCUGUCUUCCUCCAAAUGUCCUUUUGUUUCUGGGCUUUUCACUUCACCUUCAGAGGAGUCUGCCAGAUCCUCGUACAAAUUUUCUUCUGUGGCUUCGAGAUUUAAGCAACAACUCCAAGCCCUCAUGGAAACUCUCAGCUCAACGGAACCUCAUUACGUUAGGUGUGUGAAGCCAAACUCACUCAACAGACCUCAAAAGUUCGAGAAUCUCAGUGUUUUGCAUCAACUGCGUUGUGGGGGUGUUUUGGAAGCUGUUCGAAUAAGUCUUGCAGGGUAUCCUACACGGAGGAGCUAUUCAGAAUUUGUGGAUCGCUUUGGGCUACUAGCUUCAGAAUUCAUGGAUGGAAGUUAUGAUGAGAAGGCUUUGACUGAAAAAAUCCUGAGGAAAUUAAAUCUUGGGAAUUUUCAGUUAGGUAGGACAAAAGUGUUCCUCAGAGCAGGUCAAAUUGGGAUUUUAGACUCUAGGCGGGCUGAGGUUCUUGACAACUCUGCAAGACUCAUUCAGCGUAGACUGAGAACAUUUGUCACACAUCAGAACUUCAUAUCUGUGCGGGCUUCUGCAGUUGCACUUCAAGCACGCUGUAGAGGAUGCCUUGCUCGAAAUGUUUAUGUUGCAAAAAGGAAUGCAGCGGCUGCUGUCUUGAUACAGAAGCAUGUCCGUAUGUGGCUAUCAAGAUGUGCAUUUAUGAAACUUGUUUCUGCUGCUAUUGUCAUACAAUCUGGUGUCCGUGGUGACUCGGCUCGGUUGAAAUUUUUCAAUCGGAAGGAGCACAGAGCUGCUACAAUAAUUCAGGCUUGCUGGAGAAUGUAUAAGUUCCGCUCAGCAUUUCGGCACCGCCAGUCUUUCAUUAUUGCUAUUCAGUGUCGUUGGCGACAGAAGCUUGCGAAAAGAGAGUUUCGAAGGCUUAAACAGUCUGCUAAUGAAGCUGGAGCUUUGCGCUUAGCAAAAACUAAGCUCGAGAAGCAGUUAGAAGAUCUUGAAUGGCGAUUACAACUCGAGAAACGACUAAGAAUGAGUAGUGACGAGUCUAAGUCAGUUGAAAUAUCCAAACUCCAGAAAAUGUUGGAAUCCUUGAACCUUGAAUUAGAUGCAUCUAAGUUGGCUACCAUUAAUGAGUGCAACAAGAAUGCUAUGCUGCAAAAGCAAUUAGAGUUAUCCAUGAAGGAGAAGUCUGCUGUUGAAAGAGAGCUUAAAGGAAUGACUGAGCUCCGAAAGGAAAAUAUCUUGCUGAAGAAUUCAAUGAGCUUAUUGGAAAAGAAGAAUCUGACGCUGGAGAUGGAGCUUGUCAAAGCUCAAAAAGAUUGCAACAACACAUUACAGAAGUUGAAGGAAGUUGAAGAAAAGUGCUCUGAACUCCAGACAAGUGUCCAGAGUCUUGAGGAGAAGCUCUCUCACUUGGAGAAUGAGAACCAUGUUUUGCGGCAAAAGACACUGAGUCCAUCCCCAACAACCAAUCGCCCUGUUGUAGGAAAAACAUUUGAUGAAAAACACUCUAGUGCCCUUGUUCCAACCCAGAAUGACAAGAAAUCACUGUUUGAGUCUCCGACACCUUCGAAACUCAUUAUACCAUUUUCACGUAGCAUGUCAGAGUCACGUCGAUCUAAAUUAACCGCAGAAAGAAACCAGGAGAAUUAUGAAGUGCUCUCCAGAUGUAUAAAAGAGAAACUGGGAUUUGUUAAUGAUAAGCCACUUGCUGCUUGUAUAAUAUACAAAUGUCUUCUUCACUGGCAUGCCUUUGAAUCUGAGAGGACGGCCAUAUUUGACUUUAUCAUUGAGGGGAUCAAUGAAGCUCUCAAGGGUAGUGAUGAGAACAGCAUAUUACCAUAUUGGCUGUCAAAUGCUUCAGCACUUCUAUGCCUCUUGCAGAGAAAUCUUCGAUCAAAUGGUUUUCUACAUGCAGGUGCUCAGAAUUCUACACGAUCUGCCAGUUUACCUGGGAGGGUUGGCUAUGGAAUAAAGUCGCCUUUUAAAUACUUUGGCCUUGAUGGUGGUGUGCCGCAUGUUGAAGCAAGAUAUCCAGCAAUACUCUUUAAACAGCAACUGACUGCUUGUGUGGAGAAGAUUUAUGGUUUAAUUCGUGACAAUUUGAAGAAAGAAUUAGCACCACUUCUGGCUUUGUGCAUUCAGGCACCAAAAGCUGCACGAGGAAUUGCUGGAAAAACUUCUAGAUCACCAGGUGGUGUGACACCGCAAUCGCCAAGUAGUCAAUGGGACAGCAUACUGAAAUUCUUGGAUUCUCUUAUGGCCCGCUUACGUGAAAAUCAUGUACCCUCGUUUUUUAUCCGGAAGCUUGUGACUCAGGUUUUCUCUUUUAUCAACCUGUCGCUUUUCAACAGUCUUCUCCUUCGACGUGAAUGUUGCACCUUUUCGAAUGGGGAAUAUGUAAAAUCUGGGCUUGCUGAGUUGGAGAAAUGGAUAGCCAAUGCAAAGGAGGAGUUUGCAGGAACAUCGUGGCACGAGCUAAAAUAUAUCAGACAAGCUGUUGGAUUUUUGGUUAUACACCAGAAAAGAAAAAAAUCGUUGGACGAGAUCAGGCAUGAUCUGUGCCCGGCAUUGACAAUAAGGCAAAUAUAUCGCAUAAGUACAAUGUACUGGGAUGAUAAGUACGGAACACAGAGCGUCUCAAACGAGGUGGUUGCUGAAAUGAGGGUACUUCUGGACAAGGAUAGCCAGAAUCUGACAUCAAACUCGUUCUUAUUGGACGACGAUAUGAGCAUCCCGUUCUCAGUUGAAGACGUAGACCAGGCCAUCCCCGUGAUCGAUCCAUCAGGCGUAGAACUCCCUAAAUUUGUAUCAGAAUACGCUUGCUCGCAAUUCUUGAUGACCCCAUUACACAAGUAAAAACUGCCCCCGGUCGGUCCGUAAAUCAAAUCAACUAAACAGAAGUAAACUCUUCCUUAUCAUUUCAUCAUAUCAUAUCAUAUGAAGAGAGAAAAAAAUAAUGAAACCGAGUGUGUGCAGAAUUGGAGUGUAGAAUGAUAGAUACUACGCAUAGCCCUCUAAAAGGCCUCGAGUGUUUUGUUUAUGGGAGCCAUUAAAGGGCACUUACGUUAGCUGGGAGCUUUAGUUACUUUGGUACAGCUUUUUUUUUUUUAAGUCUCACCUCUCUCUUUUUUCUUUUUCUUCUGCGAGUUCCCAAACUGUAAAAUUGUAGCCUCAGAUUUCCAGCUUGUAGCUUCUGUGUAUAUAAAUGAAUUUCUACUCAUCCUCUGAAAGUUUUUGCUUAUGAAUUA
This is a messenger RNA of Tarenaya hassleriana, 5153 nucleotides long. RefSeq names its product myosin-15. Gene Ontology annotation, cellular component: myosin complex; vesicle; cytoplasm. Gene Ontology annotation, biological process: actin filament organization; vesicle transport along actin filament. The coding region runs from base 181 to 4761 and encodes 1526 amino acids. The transcript is spliced from 38 exons. Gene Ontology annotation, molecular function: ATP binding; microfilament motor activity; actin filament binding. NCBI's taxonomy places the organism in Eukaryota, Viridiplantae, Streptophyta, Magnoliopsida, Brassicales, Cleomaceae. The record is from RefSeq and is a predicted model, not a curated record.